Molecule: messenger RNA, 3424 nt
Organism: Thamnophis sirtalis
Lineage: Eukaryota; Metazoa; Chordata; Lepidosauria; Squamata; Natricidae
Gene: CFAP69
Product: cilia and flagella associated protein 69
Biological process (GO): positive regulation of flagellated sperm motility; response to odorant; olfactory behavior
Cellular component (GO): non-motile cilium; sperm midpiece
Source: RefSeq, a predicted model, not a curated record
UUCUGUAUAUAUUGUACAGAGUGCUUAAAGAAAUUCAGGAGAUUCUUAUUAGCUCUAGCAUGAUUGCAAAUGCAUACAUGCUGUUGUUGUUAUGCGAUUAUGUUUGCAUGGCAAGCAAAACAGUAACUUUGUCUUGCUUACUACUUAAAACUGAUAUACAGUAUUUUCCUCAAUACUAUGAGGAAAGCCACAAGACAUGCAAAGCAAUGCUGGUGACACAUUGAAUCUUCUGUCUCUUUGAAGAGCAAAUUGUUGCAAAUAUUAAAUACUGUACAUGUUCUCCUUUUGCUACUGUCAUGUACUCUAUUUUUUUUAAGAAUAUAGACGAACAAAUCCAAGCUUGUCAGAAGGUUGCAAAGCACUAUGAAUAUGGAAUCCCUCUGAAUGAUUUAGCACUCAUCUCUAAAAUUUUAAACUUAUGUGUGGAGAAAAUUCAAACAAUGGACAAUGUUUUUAUAGAAAUUACAUGUGUAAUUCUUAAAUUGUAUGGAUUACCAUUUUACAAAAAGAAGUUAUCUGAUGAAGAAAAGUAUGCUAAAGAAGUUCAAGAAUCAAUUGCACAAUUGGGUCACUUGGUCAGAGUUCCAUGUUCCCAAAUAAGAAUACAAAUAUGUAAAUGCAUUAUUAGCUUUUACCAUGCUGAGCCAUCAGUAAAAGAAUUUGAAGGUUAUCAACCUACAAGUGCAAAUUAUAAAAAGCAGAUUGUAGAAUUAGGAGGUUUAGCAGAGACUAUGGUUUUAUCACUAACACUUGUUGAAAACCAACUUUCUGAGAAAUUAUGGUUCAUUAAAACUUUGCAACAUCUUUCUAUUUCUGAAGCAAAUUGUAAACUUAUGAUGAAAGCUGAAGCACCAAGAAUAUUAUGUUCUCAUCUGAAUGACGUUGAUCCCUCUGGGCAAUUAUUAUUCCGUUCCUCAGAAAUCCUUUGGAAUUUAUUAGAAAAAACCUCUAAGGAACAAAUUAUUGAACAACUCAGUAACUUGGAAUGUGUACAGGCUCUGAAGGACGCAUUUACAAAUUUACUUAUACACGGUUUCCGCCAUUAUGAUCGUCAGUUAAGAAAUGACAUUUUGGUGAUAGCUACCCUUGUUGCUCAGAACCCAGGAGCUCCAAUGAUUGAAACUGGAUUUACCAAGCAAUUAAUACUAUAUGCUACUUUUGAUGAAAUGAAAACUCAGAGUCCUUUGGUAAAAGGUCUUAAGCUUACUUCCUGUUAUGAAGACUUUGAGCUGAAAAAGCUGCUGCUUAACAUGCUUACUGUACUAGCAAAAGAUUUGUGUUCUGUUCAGCUAUUGCAUGAAGGUAACGUUAUACUGGCUUUGUUUAAUUAUUUAAAACCAAACGAAAAGGGAAGAGCACUUGAUAUGUCUGCAGCACAGUAUGAAGAGUUACAGCUUCUUGGCAUUGCUACAUUAGCAACAAUGGCUCCCUUAUUGAUAGAAGACUAUAUGCUGUGCAAGGGAAAUGAACAGCUGCUGGAGUUUCUGAAAUGGUGUGUGAGCAAUGAUCCCUUCUUUACUCAAGGUAAUAGUUUCCAUGGCGUAGGUGGUCGUGGCACCAAACUUGCACAGAUGCGCUUCUGUUUGAGAGUCCUGAAUCCAGUUGUAUCUCUCGCUGAUGAUGCUGUAAAUGUUGACCUUUGUGGUCAAGGAGCAAUUAAUCAACUGUUGGGUAUUUUAAAAUUCACCACAACUAAUUAUAAAGAUUCUGCCCUUGUGAUGGAAAUUCAAAGUGAUAUCUUACUUAUUCUGUCAACACUUUGUGAAAAUAAUAUCCAUAGAAAGGAGCUCUUUGGAUGGGAAGGAGUGGAUACACUUAUUUCAUUUUUGAAGAUAGAUGCCAAAAAUUUCUAUAGUGGAUUGGGUCAUAAUCGUCUUCUUUUCUGUGCCCUGGACUGCUUAUGGUGCUGUGUCAUGGGUUGCACUAUUUUAGAAGACUAUUUUCUUGAAAAAGAAGGCCUCUUCACUCUAUUAGAUUUGCUUUUAAUAAAUCAAAAGAAUGUAUGUAACCUAAUUCUUGGAAUAUUAGUUGAAUUUUGUGAUAAUCCUAAAACUGUAUCCCAUAUCAAUAUAUGGAGAGGGGGAAAAAACCAAACAGCAGCUAAUUUAUUGAUAAACCUAUGGAGACAAGAAGAAGAAGAGAUGGGAGUGAAACAUGAUAAAUCUGGAAGAAUUGUUGAUACAAAGAAACCACUAGUUGGCCAGUUCCAAAAAACACAAGAAGUAAUUCCAAUGCCUGCUAACCAUCCCACUAUUGCUGUCAUGGAUGUUGCUGAAAAUAUGAGAGCAAAGAUUUAUUGUCUAAUAUGUAAAUUAGGUUUUGAGAACUUGCCUGGGCUCUCUGCGCGGGAUUUUGUUACACUUGCUAUUAUACGCAGGUACCUAGACUUCAAGGUUGGUGAGAUCUGGGAUGAAGUAUGUGCAGAACUUAAAAAAGAAAAAUUUAGACCAGUGACACCUGACCAGGAAGCAUUACAGCUUAUUACUGAAGCCCUUGAAAAUGUUGGAAAGGUUGUAGUCUCUAUCCAAACUGAGAUGCUAGAAAGCCAGCAGUUUCAAGAACUUCAGGAGGAGGAAAAAUGUUAUGGGAGGAUUCAUUCUCUCCAUAAACAAAGGGAAAUAGUCAAUAAAUCUUGGGAAAAUUUCUUAGCUCGGACAUCAAACUACCAGGCUUUGAAGGCCGCAAAAAGGCUUCAAGAAAAAGCUAUAGAAAACUCUAGACCAAAGAUAAAACACUACAGUUCAACUUUCCAUCCAACUGACAUUAAAGGCCUAAAUACAACUGUUGCAUCUGGUCGCUUGGUAACAGUGGAAAGUACACCUUCUGAAUUAAUUGGAGGGCCACUAGCUGAUACAGAUCUUGCACUGAAAAAGCUUCCAAUUCGUGGAGGAGCCUUAAAAAAGUUUGAUGGAGUUAAAGUAAUAGAUUCAUUCAAGAAAAAUUCACUAACUGUGAAAUAAAUGUUGUGCAAUGCUGAUAUUGACAAUUCUGCAUAGUUUUGAACUUAGAGUUUGAUUAAUAUAUAAGUGCAUCAUAAUGGCCUUGGUAAAAUGUUAUUGUUAAAUAGCAUAUACUUGAAUCUAUGGGUGCAUAUAUACAUAUUCAUGUAUAAUAAUCCAAAAUAAUGUGGAUAGCAUUAAUAUUCUAACCAAUAAAUCUAAUACAUUAUGAAGAUCAAUGUAUAAUCUUUGCCGAAUUAACUCAAUUUACAUUCUGUGACUGAGUACUAACUAAGAUACAUUUUACUAUGUAUUAUGCUGUCUAUGCUAACAAACAUCUGAAAUAUAAAAAGAAGGAAAAAUAACGUUUAAGGAAUAAAAUGAAAGUACCAUUGGUAAUCACUGUUAUAAUUCAGCAAUUGCUUCCUAAUAAGAUGAAUGAGAGAAAUGCUGGAACGUGAUGUGUGUUGCAGAGUUAUUAAAGG